Molecule: messenger RNA, 1733 nt
Organism: Myotis davidii
Lineage: Eukaryota; Metazoa; Chordata; Mammalia; Chiroptera; Vespertilionidae
Gene: ZMPSTE24
Product: zinc metallopeptidase STE24
Exons: 10
Coding region: 159-1586 (475 amino acids)
Biological process (GO): CAAX-box protein processing
Cellular component (GO): endoplasmic reticulum membrane
Molecular function (GO): metalloendopeptidase activity
Source: RefSeq, a predicted model, not a curated record
CACUGUCGGCGGGGCGCUGGGCGUGGGAUGGGGGUGGCUGUCGGAGCCGGGGCGCUCGGAAGGGACGGAAAUAGCUGUAACACCGACGGGGCGCUCUGAGGGGACGGUGUUGGUGUGGCACUGUUGCACGCUUCAGAAGCCGGCCGAACCCGGUGGCCAUGGGGAUGUGGGCGUCGCUGGACCCCAUGUGGGAGAUGCCGGCCGAGAAGCGUAUCUUUGGGGCCGUGCUGCUCUUCUCCUGGACCGUGUAUCUCUGGGAGACCUUCCUAGCACAGCGGCAGAGACGGAUAUAUAAAACAACAACUCAUGUACCAAUGGAAUUAGGACAGAUCAUAGAUUCAGAAACGUUUGAGAAAUCUCGACUGUAUCAGCUGGAUAAAAGUACCUUCAGCUUCUGGUCAGGACUCUAUUCAGAGAUUGAAGGCACUCUUAUUCUUCUCUUUGGAGGAAUCCCUUAUCUCUGGAGACUUUCUGGACGAUUUUGUGGCUCUGCUGGCUUUGGACCAGAAUAUGAGAUCACUCAGUCUUUGGUGUUUCUGCUGAUGGCUACACUUUUUAGUGCAUUGACUGGUUUGCCAUGGAGUCUUUAUAAUACUUUUGUGAUAGAAGAAAAACAUGGUUUCAAUCAACAGACUCUGGGGUUCUUCAUGAAAGAUGCAAUCAAAAAAUUUAUUGUGACUCAGUGCAUUUUAUUGCCUGUGUCUUCACUUCUACUUUACAUUAUUAAAAUUGGGGGUGACUAUUUUUUUAUUUACGCCUGGCUGUUCACAUUAGCUGUUUCUCUGGUGCUUGUCACAAUCUAUGCUGAUUAUAUUGCCCCUUUAUUUGACAAAUUCACACCGCUACCUGAGGGAAAGCUUAAACAAGAAAUUGAAAUAAUGGCAAAGAGUAUUGACUUUCCAUUGACUAAGGUGUAUGUUGUUGAAGGAUCUAAACGCUCUGCCCACAGCAAUGCUUAUUUUUAUGGCUUCUUCAAGAACAAGCGAAUAGUUUUGUUUGACACUCUACUAGAAGAGUAUUCUGUACUAAACAAAGACAUCCGGGAGGAGUCUGGCAUGGAACCCCGCAAUGAUGGAGAAGGGGACAGUGAAGAAAUAAAAGCUAAAGUUAAAAAUAAGAAACAAGGAUGCAAUAAUGAGGAGGUCCUUGCUGUACUAGGCCAUGAACUGGGGCAUUGGAAGUUGGGACACACAGUCAAAAAUAUCAUUAUUAGCCAGAUGAAUUCUUUCCUGUGUUUCUUCUUGUUUGCUGCAUUAAUUGGUCGAAAGGAGCUUUUUGCUGCAUUUGGUUUUUUUGACAGCCAACCCACUCUAAUUGGACUAUUGAUCAUCUUCCAGUUUAUUUUUUCACCGUAUAAUGAGGUUCUUUCUUUUUGCCUAACAGUGCUGAGCCGCAGAUUUGAGUUUCAAGCUGAUGCAUUUGCCAAGAAACUUGGAAAGGCUAAAGACUUAUAUUCUGCUUUAAUCAAACUAAACAAAGAUAACUUGGGAUUCCCCGUUUCUGACUGGCUAUUUUCCAUGUGGCAUUAUUCCCACCCUCCACUAAUCGAGAGACUUCAAGCUUUGAAAAAUUCUAAACAAGACUGAGUUUCCCAGCUCCUGCAACUGACGGCAUUUCUAAUUAUUUCUGUCCUGACAGCAUGUUCCGGCUCUUGAUGUUUUUAAACUUUUCUUUUUAAAGAAAACUAUUAAGUACAGAAAAGACCAGAUUUAAAUAUUUUUAAUCCCAUUUCA